Messenger RNA from Coregonus sp. 'balchen', 9790 nucleotides. The record is from the annotation of a GenBank genome assembly. NCBI's taxonomy places the organism in Eukaryota, Metazoa, Chordata, Actinopteri, Salmoniformes, Salmonidae.
AUGGCAGCCGUGGUGCUGAGGUCCUGCAGUAAAGGAUUUGCUCACAUUUUGACGAAUAGAGGAGUCGCUACUAUCUUGCCAAAUACUUUGGGAGGUGAGUAUGAUACUACAGUUCAUAAUGUAACGACUUCACUGGAAAAUGUAUAGGCUACGGAAUUAUGCCGCGUUCAAAACAACUGGGAACUCGGUAAAAUACGAGGUCAAAUCAUUACAUCAGUGAUGUUCAUGUCGGAAAGUUGGAGCUCUAGAAAGAGGCCCGAGUUCCCGAGUUGGAAUUCCGAGUUGGAUGACCGUUCAAAAGAUUUUUCCCAGUCGGAGCUCGUUUCUUUUCAAGGUCCCAGUUGUUUUGAACGCUUGAAGUCGGAUAUUUCCGAGUUCCGAGUUCCCAGGUGUUUUGAACGCGGCAUUAAAAAGUACAGGAGGGGGGAGUGGCAGAGGCAGGCCCGGUCAUCUGAAUAUAUUUUGGUUUUCUCAUGCGCAUAUAAACUGUGCAGCAUCUGCGCGUGUUCUAAGAUCUCGCACAAUGGUGGAAGGGAUAAUCUUCCAAGUGGCACUACAGUUCCAGUUUAAAAACGCAGGGUAGCCUAGUUUUUAGACAAGACAAUCAAUGCAAAUGCUGGUAAAUUAAGUAUAGCUUUUAUCAUACCAUUUUGUUUUAAUGUGGUAAUGUAAUGUUAUUCUAAUGUUCUCAAUUUCUUGUAUUGAGGAAAGUAACAAAAGUUUCCACCUGAAUUGCAUUGCAUCAUAGGCUAUUCCGUAUCUGUCUCUGUUCAGUCGGUUUUCAAAAUGUUACAUAAGAAUGCCUUAGCUGAUCAUUCCUUGGUUGACUACUUGCUGAUUUUAUCUUUCAAGGGUAUUGCAUGAAUCACCCAUAUAAAACCUACAUUUUUAUAAGACACACUCCAUUCUCAUCUUUUGCAUUAAAUAACUUUUUAUAAAUAUGUCAUAGUCAAUUGACACAACUGAGUGUGUGUGUGUCCUACAGGGGUGAGACAGAAGUCCUCUGUGCAGUAUGUGACAAGGCCAGAGCUCCCCAAGCUGGCCUACCGCAGGGUAAAGGGGAAGAGUCCAGGUGUGGUCUUCCUGCCUGGGUAUGGAUCCAACAUGAACGGCCUGAAAGCUGAGGCCCUGGAGGAGUUCUGCAGGUCACUAGGACAUUCAUACCUAAGGUACUGUACAUUACACGGUCACCCUAAGGCCAUGCAAAUUUAAUUUAAGACCCUAAGGCCAUACAAAUGAGGUUCAUUACCUCCCCCCAACCUAUAUUUUAAGUAUGGUACGCAAAUAGACCACCCUCUAACGUGUUACUCAAAUAGAUUCUGUACUCUCUUUGAAUUAUUAUGCUAGCAUAGUACAGAUUUUGUUAGAUGCUUUAUUGUAUUUCUGACUGUGGUUCUCCAGGCUCAUGUUGUGUUUGUUUCCCCAGGUUUGAUUACACAGGCCAUGGGUUAUCAGAGGGGGUGUUCACUAAAGGGACCAUCGGCACCUGGAAGAAAGACGUCCUCUUUGUGUUGGAUGAACUAGCAGAGGGGCCACAGGUGAAAUAACUCUCCACUGGUGGAUCUAGGAUCCUAUCUAAACUAGCCUUUAGAUGCAGUUGAAGUCGGAAGUUUACAUACACUUAGGUUGGAGUCAUUAAAAUUCGUUUUUCAACCACUCCACAAAUUUCGUGUUAACAAACUAUAGUUUUGGCAAGUCGGUUAGGACAUCUACUUUGUGCAUGACACAAGUAAUUUCUCCAACAAUUGUUUACAGACAGAUUAUUUCACUUAUAAUUCACUGUAUCACAAUUCCAGUGGGUCAGAAGUUUACAUACACUAAGAUGACUGUGCCUUUAAACAGCUUGGAAAAUUCCAGAAAAUGAUGUCAUGGAUUUAGAAGCUUCUGAUAGGCUAAUUGACAUCAUUUGAGUCAAUCGGAGGUGUACAGUGAGGGAAAAAAAUAUUUGAUCCCCUGCUGAUUUUGUACGUUUGCCCACUGACAAAGAAAUGAUCAGUCUAUAAUUUGAAUGGUAGGUUUAUUUGAACAGUGAGAGACAGAAUAACAACAACAAAAUCCAGAAAAACGCAUGUCAAAAAUGUUAUAAAUUGAUUUAUAACAUUUUUUAUUGCAUAUAUCCAGUUAUAGACCGUCCCUUUAUAACACAGUUAUAGACCGUCCCUUUAUAAUCCAGUUAUAGACCGUCCCUUUAUAACCCAGUUAUAGACCGUUCCUUUAUAACCCAGUUAUAGACCGUCCCUUUAUAAUCCAGUUAUAGACCGUCCCGUUAUAACCCAGUUAUAGACCGUCCCGUUAUAACCCAGUUAUAGACCGUCCCGUUAUAACCCAGUUAUAGACCGUCCCUUUAUAACCCAGUUAUAGACUGUCCCGUUAUAACCCAGUUAUAGACCGUCCCUUUAUAAUCCAGUUAUAGACCGUCCCUUUAUAAUCCAGUUAUAGACCGUCCCUUUAUAAUCCAGUUAUAGACCGUCCCUUUAUAACCCAGUUAUAGACCGUCCCGUUAUAACCCAGUUAUAGACCGUCCCGUUAUAACCCAGUUAUAGACCGUCCCUUUAUAACCCAGUUAUAGACCGUCCCGUUAUAACCCAGUUAUAGACCGUCCCUUUAUAAUCCAGUUAUAGACCGUCCCUUUAUAACCCAGUUAUAGACCGUCCCUUUAUAACCCAGUUAUAGACCGUUCCUUUAUAACCCAGUUAUUAGACCGUUCCUUUAUAACCCAGUUAUAGACCGUCCCUUUAUAACCCAGUUAUAGACCGUCCCUUUAUAACCCAGUUAUAGACCGUCCCUUUAUAACACAGUUAUAGACCGUCCCUUUAUAACACAGUUAUAGACCGUCCCUUUAUAACACAGUUAUAGACCGUCCCUUUAUAACACAGUUAUAGACCGUCCCUUUAUAACACAGUUAUAGACCGUCCCUUUAUAACAGUUAUAGACCGUCCCUUUAUAACACAGUUAUAGACCGUCCCUUUAUAAUCCAGUUAUAGACCGUCCCUUUAUAAUCCAGUUAUUGACCGUCCCUUUAUAACACAGUUAUUGACCGUCCCUUUAUAAUCCAGUUAUAGACCGUCCCUUUAUAACCCAGUUAUAGACCGUCCCUUUAUAACCCAGUUAUAGACCGUCCCUUUAUAAUCCAGUUAUAGACCGUCCCUUUAUAACCCAGUUAUAGACCGUCCCUUUAUAAUCCAGUUAUUGACCGUCCCUUUAUAAUCCAGUUAUAGACCGUCCCUUUAUAACACAGUUAUAGACCGUCCCUUUAUAAUCCAGUUGUAGACCGUCCCGUUAUAACCCAGUUAUAGACCGUCCCGUUAUAACCCAGUUAUAGACUGUCCCCUGAGUCGAUGAUGGCUCUGAAAGCCUUUGGGAGUGGGUCUGUGGAUUUGGAUUUUUUAUUAACCCAUCCACCCCCACUCUUCAGAGGACACAUAUGUUGUUUGUUUUUUACAGCUUUUCUGCUACAUACAGUGAGGGAAAAAAGUAUUUGAUCCCCUGCUGAUUUUGAAUGUUUACCCACUGACAAAGACAUGAUCAGUCUAUAAUUUUAGUAGUAGGUUUAUUUGAACAGUGAGAGACAGAAUAACAACAACAAAAUCCAGAAAAACGCACGUCGAAAAUGUUAUGAAUGGAUUUGCAUUUUAAUGAGGGAAAUAAGUAUUUGAGCCCCUCUCAAUCAGAAAGAUUUCUGGCUCCCAGGUGUCUUUUAUACAGGUAACGAGCUGAGAUUAGGAGCACACUCUUAAAGGGAGUGCUCCUAAUCUCAGCGUGUUACCUGUAUAAAAGACACCUGUCCACAGAAGCAAUCAAUCAAUCAGAUUCCAAACUCUCCACCAUGGCCAAGACCAAAGAGCUCUCCAAGGAUGUCAGGGACAAGAUUGUAGACCUACACAAGGCUGGAAUGGGCUACAAGACCAUCGCCAAGCAGCUUGAUGAGAAGGUGACAACAGUUGGUGCGAUUAUUCGCAAAUGGAAGAAACACAAAAGACCUGUCAAUCUCCCUCGGCCUGGGGCUCCAUGCAAGAUCUCACCUCGUGGAGUUGCAAUGAUCAUGAGAACGGUGAGGAAUCAGCCCAGAACUACACAGGAGGAUCUUGUCAAUGAUCUCAAGGCAGCUGGGACCAUAGUCACCAAGAAAACAAUUGGUAACACACUACGCCGUGAAGGACUGAAAUCCUGCAGCGCCCGCAAUGUCCCCCUUCUCAAGAAAGAACAUAUACAGGCCCGUCUGAAGUUUGCCAAUGAACAUCUGAAUGAUUCAGAGGAGAACUGGGUGAAAGUGUUGUGGUCAGAUGAGACCAAAAUCGAGCUCUUUGCCAUCAACUCAACUCGCCGUGUUUGGAGGAGGAGGAAUGCUGCCUAUGACCCCAAGAACACCAUCUCCACCGUCAAACAUGGAGGUGGAAACAUUAUGCUUUGGGGGUGUUUUUCUGCUAAGGGGACAGGACAACUUCACUGCAUCAAAGGGACGAUGGACGGGGCCAUGUACCGUCAAAUCUUGGGUGAGAACCUCCUUCCCUCAGCCAGGGCAUUGAAAAUGGGUUGUGGAUGGGUAUUCCAGCAUGACAAUGACCCAAAACACACGGCCAAGGCAACAAAGGAGUGGCUCAAGAAGAAGCACAUUAAGGUCCUGGAGUGGUCUAGCCAGUCUCCAGACCUUAAUCCCAUAGAAAAUCUGUGGAGGGAGCUGAAGGUUCGAGUUGCCAAACGUCAGCCUCGAAACCUUAAUGACUUGGAGAAGAUCUGCAAAGAGGAGUGGAACAAAAUCCCUCCUGAGAUGUGUGCAAACCUGGUGGCCAACUACAAGAAACGUCUGACCUCUGUGAUUGCCAACAAGGGUUUUGCCACCAAGUACUAAGUCAUGUUUUGCAGAUAUUUAUUAAAAUGCAAAUAAAUUUAUAAUAUUUUUGACAUGCAUUGUUCUGGAUUUUGUUGUUGUUAUUCUGUCUCUCACUGUUCAAAUUAACCUACCAUUAAAAUUAUAGACUGAUCAUGUCUUUGUCAGUGGGCAAACGUACAAAAUCAGCAGGGGAUCAAAUACUUUUUUCCCUCACUGUAUACAUACAUUUUACAUAUACAUUUUGCAUACACAUUUUGUAUACAUGGUACUUUUAUAUAAAACAAUCACAUAACAAUAAUACAUUACCAAACAUAACCUCUUUAAUCCCACCUUUGGUUUCCAUGUGCCAUAUAUUUUUCAAUUGUGCUGUGAUAUUUUACAUACAUUUUGAACCUUUCUAAUCGUAGAGUAUUCACAGAUUGUGAGCCAAAGAUGAAAACCUUUCUUACAAGUAUUAUUAUAUUAUUUAUUGAUUGACUAUGGCUUUCCAAAUCGCCCAACACUGCUAUUUGUAAGGUUAAUUUUAAGUGAAUGUUGUGAUUUUUUUAACCAUUCCUGAACCUGUGACCAGAAACAAGCUACAUAGGGGCAAUACCAGAAUAAAUGAGUCUGUGGACUUUUCCAUGUGAAUAUUAAAGUCUCCAAAAAUUAGAAUAUUAUCUGCCAUGACUACAAGGUCCGAUAGGAAUUCAGGAAACUCAGUGAGGAACGCUGUAUAUGGCCCAGGAGGCCUGUAAACAGUAGCUAUAGAAAGUGAUUGAGUAGGCUGCAUAGAUUUCAUGACUAGAAGCUCAAAAGUAGAAAACGCAGUAAAAAAAUGUUUGUAGAUUUAAAUUUGCUGUCAUUAAUGUUAGCAACACCUCCGCCUUUGCGGGAUGCAUCGGUGAUAUGGUCACUAGUGUAACCAGGAGGAGAGGCCUCAUUUAACACAGGAAAUUCAUCAGGCUUGAGCCAUGUUUCAGUCAGGCCAAUCACAUCAAGGUUAUGAUCAGUGAUUAGUUCAUUGACUAUGACUGCUUUGGAAGUAAGGGAUCUAACAUUAAAUAACCCUAUUUUGAGAUGUGAGAUAUCACAAUCUCUUUCAAUAAUGACAAGAAUGGAGGAGGUCUUUAUUCCAGUGAAAUUGCUAAGGUGAACACCGCCAUGUUUUGUUUUGCUCAACCUAGAUCGAGGCACAGACACGCUCUCAAUGGGGAUAGCUGAGCUGACUACACUGACUGUCCUAGUGGCAGACUCCGCUACGCUGGCAGGCUGGCUAACAGCCUGCUGCCUGGCCUGCACCCUGUCUCAUUGUGGAGCUAGAGGAGUUAGAGCCCUGUCUAUGUUCAUGGAUAAGAUGAGAGCACCCCUCCAGCUAGGAUGGAGUCCGUCACUCCUCAGCAGGCCAGGCUUGGUCCUGUUUGUGGGGGAGUCCCAGAAAGAGGGCCAAUUAUCUACAAAAGCAAUAUUUUGGGAGGAGCAGAAAACAGUAUUCAACCAGUGAUUGAGUUGUGAGACUGCUGUAGAGCUCAUCACUCCCCCUAACUGGGAAGGGGCCAGAGACAAUUACUCGAUGCCGACAAAUCUUUCUAGUUGAUUUACACGCUGAAGCUAUGUUGCGCUUGGUGACCUCUGACUGUUUCAUCCUAACAUCGUUGGUGCCAACGUGGAUAACAAUAUCCCUAUACUCUCUACACUCACCAGUUUUAGCCUUAGCCAGCACAAUCUUCAGAUUAGUCUUUACGUCGGUAGCCCUGCCCCCUGGUAAACAGUGUAUGAUCGCUGGAUGAUUCAUUUUAAGUCUAAUAUUGUGUGUAAUGGAGUCGCCAAUGCCUAGGGUUUUCAAUUUGUCCGAGCUAAUGGACUUCUCCUCAAUAGUCAUAUUUGAUGCUUCCACGUUGUGCUGUUUAUUUCUGAUAGUGUUCAAAACCUUUGAAGAUGUCCAGUGUAAGCAGAUAUGCAAUUUGUUGUCAUCACAGUACAGACUUGGAUACACAUUAUCCCAAAUGCUAAUCAAUAAAAAUGUCUGUUAAAUACGCUGCUCUGUUUUGCUUGUUAACAGCGGGUCAUUUCAUAGGGAACUGUCGGAGGACCUCUUGUAUUGUUACAGCACCAACAUGUAGAGAAUAAAGGCGCUAACAUGGCAGCCGUUCUAAAACCUGGCCCAACUCUCUAUAUACAGGGCAUUCGGAAAGUAUUCAGACCCCUGGACUUACAGCUUUCUUCUAAAAUUGAUUAAAUUGUUUUUUUCCCCUCAUCAAUCUACACACAAUACCCCAUAAUGACAAAGCAAAAACAGGUUCAGAGAUAGUUUUUGCAAGUUUAGAAAAAAUAAAUAAAUGAAAUAUGACAUUUACAUAAGUAUUCAGACCCUUUACUCAGUACUUUGUUGAAGCACCUUUGGCAGCGAUUACAGCCUUGAGUCUUCUUGGGUAUGACGCUACAAGCUUGGCACACAGUUGUAUUUGGGGAGUUUCUCCCAUUCUUCUCUGCAGAUCCUCUCAAGCUCUGUCAGGUUGGAUGGAGAGCAUCGCUGCAAAGCUAUUUUCAGGUCUCUUCAGAGAUGUUCGAUCGGGUUCAAGGCCGGGCUCUGGCUGGGCCACUCAAGGACAUUCAGAGACUUGUCCCAAAGCCACUCCUGCGUUGUCUUGGCUGUGUGCUUAGGGUUGUUGUCCUGUUGGAAGGUGAACCUUAGUCUGAGGUCCUGAGCGCUCUGGAGCAGGUUUUCAUCAAGGAUCUCUCUGUACUUUGCUCCAUUAAUCUUUUCCUCGAUUCGGACUAGUCUCCCAGUCCCUGCCGCUGAAAAACAUCCCCACGGCAUUAUGCUGCCACCACCAUGCUUCAUCGUAGGGAUGGUGCCAGGUUUCCUCCAGACGGGAAGCUUAGCAUUCAGGCCAAAGAGUUCAAUCUUGGUUUCACCAGACCAGAGAAUCUUGUUUCUCAUGGUCUGAGAGUCCUUUAGGUGCCUUUUGGCAAACUCUAAGUGGGCUGUCAUGUGUCUUUUACUGAGGAGUGGUUCCGUCUGGCCACUAUACCAUAAAGGCCUGAUUGGUGGAGUGCUGCAGAGAUGGUUGUGCUUCUGGAAGGUUCUCCCAUCUCCACAGAGGAACUCUUGAGCUCUGUCAGAGUUACCAUCGGGUUCUUGGUCACCUCCCUGACCAAAGCCCUUCUUCCCCGAUGCUCAGUUUGGCCGGGCGGCCAGCUCUAGGAAGAGUCUUGGUGGUUCCAAACUUCUUCCAUUUAAGAAUGAUGGAGGCCACUGUGUUCUUGGGGAUAUUCAAUGCUGCAGACAUUUUUUGGUACCCUUCCCCAGAUCUGUUGCUCGACACAAUCCUGUCUCGGAGCUCUACGGACAAUUCCUUCGACCUCAUGGCUUGGUUUUUGCUCUGACAUGCACUGUCAACUGUGGGACCUUAUAUAGACUGGUGUGUGCCUUUACAAAUCAUGUCCAAUUUACCACAGGUGGACUCCAAUCAAGUUGUAGAAACAUCUCAAGGAUGAUCGAUGGAAACAGGAUUCACAUGAGCUCAAUUUCGAGUCUCAUAGCAAAGGGUCUGAAUACUUAAGUAAAUAAGUUAUUUCUGUUUUCUAUUUUUAAUACAUUUGCAAAAAAAUUAUAAAAACCUGUUUUUGCUUUGUCAUUAUGGGGUAUUGUGUGUAUAUUGUUGAGGAUUUUUAUUUAUUUAAUCCAUUUUAGAAUAAGGCUGUAAUGUAACAAAAUGUGGAAAAAGUUAAGGGUUCUGAAUACUUUCCCAAAGCACUGUAUUUGUCUGCUGUGGUGUGUUUAGUGACACAUUUUUCCACAAGGGGGCACUGUGUCACACAAAUGUAAUAGCAUCUCACCACCAUGUAAAGUUCACACCAUUAAAUCAGUACCAGAGUAUCAUAGCCUCCGUGCCAGGAUUCAAGGCUGUCCUAGACAUUAAUCAGACACACAGCUAGUGAAUGACACCGUUAGCAGGGCCAGAGUCACCAAUGGCUGAUAUUACUCCCAAUGUUCCUGUGAUGAUGGUUUACAGUCAAGGUUAGGACUACAGGCUGUGGUUAGUGGUUAGAAUCACAUUUGUGUUUAGAAACUGCUGUUCUUCUGUCCAUUGUAGCGAUAGCUAGAUAGUGACACCCAUGGUGCUUCUCUGCAGAAGACUCAGUUCAAAUGGAAAAAAAGGAGACAAGGAGAGGAGACAACGAGACAAGCCAAGCAAUCCAUAUCAAACUAUUGGUAUUUCUAUGUACCCUUGCUCCCUAUCCUAGGUCUAGGCAUCUUUAAUGUAAUCAUGUUUUUCCCCAUGGUCUCUGUUUAGAUCAUGGUGGGGUCUAGUAUGGGCAGCUGGCUCAUGCUGUUGGCAGCUAUCGCCAGGCCGGAGAAGACUGCAGCUCUUGUGGGGAUCUCCACGGCAGCAGACCACGUCAUCACAGCCUUCAAGUCAAUGUCUCUAGAGGUGAGAGAGGACAUUAUGAAAUAACCCCUGGAUUACUAUGAAUGACAUUAACUAAUGUACAUGUGAUUAUGACCAGAGUUGGAGCUAAUUCCAUUUCUAUUCAGGCAAUUCAGGGGUGUGGUGAAUUGAAAUUCAAUCAUCUGUGUGAAGGUCAAUUCAUUGUUUGAUUUAAAAUGGAAUUGAUCCCGUUUCACCACAGGUGCGUAAGGAGAUUGAAGAGAAGGGUGUGCUGACGGUGCCCACCAAGCACAGCGAGGAGGGCGCCUACACGUUCACCAUGGACUUCCUGAAGGAGGCAGAGAACCACUGUGUCCUCCAGAGCCCCAUUCCCAUCACCUGCCCCGUGAGGCUCAUCCACGGCCUGAAGGACGACGACGUACCCUGGCACAUCUCCAUGCAGGUGGCAGAGCGCGUCCUCAGCCCCGACGUGGACGUCAUCCUCUGCCGCCACGGCCAGCACCGCAUGGCCGAGAAAGACGACAUCAAGCUCAUGGUCUACACCAUCGACGACCUCAUAGACAAGCUGACCACACUCGUUUGA